Cherax quadricarinatus is the source of this 3113-nucleotide messenger RNA. The record is from RefSeq and is a predicted model, not a curated record. Lineage: Eukaryota; Metazoa; Arthropoda; Malacostraca; Decapoda; Parastacidae.
UGGCCCGCUCUGUCCGCGUCCCCGUACAGGCGCCGUGAACAGUCCAGCUUUGUUUAUGCUUGAGUGAACACUAAUCUGCGAUCUCAUUCACACAUUUUACGAUUAUUUAAUUGUGUUUAGUGCUUGUGGGGCUGUGAAAUAAGCUGCCAUGGGCCCAAAGAAACUUGCUAGUGGUACCCCUGUAAAGAAAGUGAGAAACACCAUAGAUGUGAAGAAAUAAUACAGAAGUAUGAGAUUGGAGUGAGACUUGUUGAGCUUGCCAUGAUGUACAGAGGACUGUGGACAGUUAUUUUGUGAGACAGAAACAGACGACUGUGGACAGUUAUUUUGUGAGACAGAAACAGACGACUGUGGACAGUUAUUUUGUGAGACAAACAGACGACUGUGGAGUUAUUUUGUGAGACAGACGAUUGUGGACAGUUAUUUUGUGAGACAAACAGAUGACUGUGGACAGUUAUUUUGUGAGACAGAAACAGACGACUGUGGAGUUUUGCGAGACAGAAACAGACGACUGUGGAGUUUUGUGAGACAAACAGACGAUUGUGGACAGUUAUUUUGUGAGACAGAAACAGAAGACUGUGGACAGUUAUUUUGUGAGACAGAAAUAGACGACUGUGGAGUUAUUUUGUGAGACAGACGAUUGUGGACAGUUAUUUUGUGAGACAGAAACAGACGACUUUGGAUAGUUAUUUUGUGAGACAGAAACAGAGGACUGUAGACAGUUAUUUUGUGAGACUGGGGUCCAAUGACGCUCAAGCUGGUCCUAGUGGCAUUAAAAUACAGAGAAGGGAAGCAACCCCAGAGAGGGCUUUGAUACUGGAAGUCCUCAUGGAGGGGGAUUCUCCUUCCAAACAAUAACCCAAACUCCCUCUCUCCUCCUCCCUGUCUUCCAGAUGCCAUCACCAAUCUUCAGUAAAGUUUAUUUUCUCAGCAGAAGAAUUACACUUGGAUUACAAGUCUCCAAUACCAUGAAGUAGAUGCAAGUGGCUGAUCUAUUACUGAAAUAAUGUGAGCUAUGUUGUAAUGUUCACCACAUUGUCAGAAAUACAUCCUCUGUGUGUAAACUUGUAUCAUAAAGCUUAUCUCAUUCUGACAGUUACAGCUUCUGUGGACACAAGUUUUCCUACUGAAAUACUGUACUUACAUUGAUGCCAAAUGUAGACCUUAGUACAAUAUAUAUAUAUAUAUUAUAUAUAUAUAUAUAUAUUGCACUAAAAUCUAUUAGAGUUUAAAAAAAUACUUUGCUUAUAAAUAUUUGAUGGAUUCUUUAUAAAUCUUAUUAUUAAUUCUCAAUGAAUUAUGUAGAAUUAAUUCAUAAUAUUCACCAACUGUACUUUUUAAUGAGAAAUAUAAUUGCCUAUGUUAUAUCUUAUCAGUUUUCCAAAAUCUAAUACAUAGGUUUAAUAUAGAAAUAUUUAUUGACUUUGGGCAGGAUAUUUUAAUGAAUUUUCUUUGACUUGCUUUACUUGGUGUAUUAAUUAUAGAAUGUUGUAACAAAUCAUUUAUAUUUCUCUGCUUCAAAUAUUUGUGCUUGAGACACUCCUUGCAUCUUCUAAUUAGACAGAUGACUGUAUAACUUGUUGAAGAUAGAGAAAUAUUGUACUGUUUUAAAAUGUAUACUGUCAUGUUGAUGCUGUGUUGUUGUUAAUGUAUACUGUGCAAGUUAUUGAAUAAGAAGUUCAUCUAGGAAAUAAUUUAAGUGUAUAUUUGUAAGCUUUUAAAAUAUCUUUCUAUACAUAAGUUUCUACAGUAAUGCAGAGAUUGUAGUGAGAGAUGAUAUACAUAUAUUGUCACCGUUUAAAACGUACUUACAGUGUAUUAGCGUAUAGUCAGUAGACAAACUAAGCAAAUGUUUUGUGUCUAAAAGCUUUUACAAUGGAUCACAACAAACAACAUAAAGGAUUUCCACCAGGAGAAAAACUUUACCAGUGUUCAGAGUGUUUAAAAUCUUUUAAAUGCAAACCAUAUCUAAAGCAACAUAUGAGAGUUCAUUCUGGAGAAAAACCAUAUCGGUGUUCACAUUGUUUAAAAGACUUUACACGUAAAUCAUCUCAUAUAGAACACAUGAGAAUUCAUUCACGGGAAAAACCAUAUCAGUGUUCAGUGUGUCUGAAAGGUUUUUCAUGUCGAUCAAAUCUAAUGCGCCAUCUGAGAAUUCAUUCUGGAGAAAAACCAUAUCAGUGUUCAGAGUGCCUAAAAGACUUUUCAUAUAGAUCACAUUUUGUACAACACAUAAAGAUUCAUUCACAAAAAAAGCCAUAUCAGUGUCCAGAGUGUCUAAAGGGCUUUGCACGAAAAUCACAUUUAACACUACACAGUAGAGUACAUUCACAAGAAAAACCAUAUCAGUGUUCAGAGUGCAGAAAAAACUUUUCAAAUAAACCAAAUCUAAUAAGACACCUGAGAGUUCACUCAGGAGAAAAACCAUUUCAAUGUUCAGAGUGUCCAAAAGACUUUGCAGUAAGAGCAUCUCUGAGACUACACCUGAAAGUUCAUUCAGGAGAAAAACCAUUCCAGUGUUCAGAGUGUUUGAAAGGCUUUAUAGAUAAAUCACAUUUAAUACGGCACAUUCGCAAGAAAAACCAUACAUGUCCAGAGCGUCUAAAAGACUCCGCUUAAAAAACACAUUUAAUAUUGCAUAUGUGAAAUGAUUCACAGAAAAAGGAUAUCAAUGUUCAGAGUGCCUAAAAGAAUAUUUACAAAAAUCUAGUUUAAUAUUUCUCAUGAUAGUUUGCUCAGUAAAGAAGCCAUAACACUAGUAUAUUCAUGGUUCUUUGAAGUGCUUCUGGGAUCAGUCUUAUAGCAUGGUCUCUAAUAGACCUCGUGCUUGAAUUCUUGUUCAGACAAACUAUUGUUAUUUUCAUCUGUCAGUCAAUAUAUUCUCCACAGCUCAGAUUCUCAGUAGAGUUUUGAAGGAACUUAAUUUACUAUUUUAGACAAUAUUGUUAGUAAUUCAUGUUAUAUCUUAUGGAGAAUUACCUUGGAUACUUUGUGCUUAGAUUGUUCACUUUUUACAUCCUCGUCUAACUCUUCUACAUUUUUUGGGUAAAUCGUUUUUUCAAUGCAGAAUUUUUGUGUACAGCAAUAUUUUUUCUUGUAUAAAUUACAUUAUA